This is a messenger RNA of Patiria miniata (bat star), 4467 nucleotides long. RefSeq names its product poly(U)-binding-splicing factor PUF60-like. Gene Ontology annotation, molecular function: RNA binding. Gene Ontology annotation, cellular component: catalytic step 2 spliceosome; precatalytic spliceosome. NCBI's taxonomy places the organism in Eukaryota, Metazoa, Echinodermata, Asteroidea, Valvatida, Asterinidae. The coding region runs from base 2827 to 4467 and encodes 546 amino acids. The transcript has 11 exons. The record is from RefSeq and is a predicted model, not a curated record. Gene Ontology annotation, biological process: mRNA splice site recognition; alternative mRNA splicing, via spliceosome; regulation of alternative mRNA splicing, via spliceosome.
GACCUUCAUUGAGAUGAUAUAUGAAGAAAAAAGAUGCGUCAAGUUGCAACAUUUUUUCCGUGAUGUUUUUUAUAAAUGUAAAAGUUGCGGCGUUUUAUUGUCAGACGCCACUGUUUUUCGACGGCGACAAAAACUUUGUCGACACCGAUUCUUUGUUGUCAUCUUAUUUGAAGGCUAAAACCCUUGACAGUUACAUGUAUAAAAUGCUUACUGCAAAACGUUCCAGCUCACAAAUUUUACCCAGCGCACUUUGCGUGCAACAAUUGAUGGGGGCGGAACGCAGUAGCAGCUAGCGUGUGUAAAUUUGAUCGGCGAGUUACGAAUAUUCGAAUAUUCGGUCAAAGGCAGUUUCGAAAAAUCGAAUACUAAAUUAUUCGAAAAAGACAGCCCUAGCAGAUUCAACUUAGCAGAAUUUCUUCUUACGUCAGUAUUCCAUUUGAACACAGGUGUUUAAAUCGAUUUCAAAUAUUUCAUUAAAAAGUUAAAAGUGAGUGACAUCAACACGCCUUUGUAUAAUGCUGCUGAAUUAAUAAAUAUUUGUAUUUACUGGUACGUGGGAAGCUUAGAAGUUUUUUUAAUCAUUCCAUGAAGAGUUUUCUUCCGACAAUCUCACAUCAUAACAUAACCAUUCCCUAGCAAUGUGUUUUUCGCCUCCCCCUGCUUAUUUUGCAGACUCUUCGUCAGUCGUUCCACGAAGUGGUCGUCAGACUUAAGCAACUGUAACGACACCAUACUCAGACAACUUUCUCUUUUUUUUCUCUCUCUCAUUAUUUAUUCUCCCCUUACAGGUCAUUCCCAACAGCAAAAUUAGCGAAGACUUUUAUCAAGUCUGAUCAGGUUGUAUUGAUCCAGAGACAAACAAAAAGUGGCGUCUUUUUCUAAAACUCCAAAUUGCUCAUCGUUCAUUCGGAGCACCCAAUGUGGUCCAAGUUUUGUGGUCCAAGUUUUAAGACAAGAAAAAUUAUGGGGAAGAAGUGAAAAAAGGGAGUAACUUUCUUUGCAUUUUCAGGUUUGGGGGAGGGGGAAGCUGGAUUUUGGUAAUUGAUUUUGAACUUGUAGUCCAUCCUUUUGUGAAAGGUGUACUUGGUGUGAUCAUGAACUACAUGUACUUUUUGACAAAAUGGAAAUGUGACAGUAUCAAGUAGUUCAGGUAGUUCAAUGGGAAAAACUGAUCUGACACACAAAAAAUGUUCACAGUGUAAUGAAAUGAUUUGGCGUAAUGCGUUUUUCUCUUCCUGUCUUUUUUGUUCUCUUUUUGUGCAUUCAUGAGAUCUUGUCAAGGACCCGCGAUGUCAACUGAAAACCAACAGUGGUUGGCACUGAGUGUGACCAGUGGAACGUCGUAAUUCAAAUCAAAGCAGACCAAUUUCUGUAUACUCGGCUUAAAUCAGAUUUCAUUUGACAUGUUACCCCUAAUUAUUUCGAGUUGUUUGAAUAGGUACACCCCUGUUAACCUAGUACAUGUCUAAGGCAUUGUGGUCACUUCUUCCUAAACUUUUGUUUCAUAAAAACUGUCGAUUUUCAAGUUUGGUUUUAUAAGAUUCAGGAAUCAAUGCCAUACAGUAUAGCGCAAACUACACCAAACCCUAACCUUCUCAAAUCCUCCAAAAUCCUCCUUGCAUAUGUGAAGGAUUUCAAAGGAUUGAGGCUAUGGCAAAAAUUGUGGGGCUGACUUUGGAUGAUGCACUGUGCCAAGGUCUUAGGCCGGACCUUGUGUUGUUUACGCUCGGCCGUGCAUAAAUUUAGGCUUAGAUAAUACCUGAAAUCAUCGAUACUGCUUCUGGAUAUUAUCCGCACUGCCUCAACAUAUCAAAAGUGAUUGUUGUUGGGUUUUGCAGGCUUGACUCGGUUUUCACCACUCCAAAGAUCGAAUGCAAGUAAUAACAGAGGAUUUUGGAGGAUUGAGGCUGCAUCCAAUUUCUACAUGGAGGUAGUUGGAGGAUUUUACAGGAUUGCGGGUUAGGGUCUAAAGAAUACCCUUUUCAUGAUCAAAAUCUGUACCCAUUUACCAUGUUUACAGCAUUUAGCGUUUCUAGGUUUGAUUUUUUUUUGUAGCUGGGGAAGACGGGUGGUGUGUUGGUGUCUUUAAGACAAACAGGCAGACAAAUUGUGCAUCGUUGUCACAAGGAAAAUGCAUCUUUGUCUAAAAUUGCAUGUACCACUUGAGAAGAGAAGGGAAAAAAAUGUGUACGGCUUUAUGUAGUACCCUGUCCAACAGAUGUAAAGUGAUUGUAAGUUUCAAUAUUCACGAGUAGAUAAUCGGAAUGAAGAGGGUCCAAGAACCUUAAGUUGGAAUUUGAUGUUGUCAAUGAUAGGAAGUAACCAAAGUUCUUGAAUGGCCUGUCCAUUGAUUACAAGUAGUAACUGCAAGUGUAAAGUUUAAAGCGUUUCUGCUAUGUCUUUCAAAACUACCUGAAAGUGUGUAGCAUUUGAACGCGUCAGACACGGAUUCACGCUUAAUGUGUUCUGACGCAAAUUGGUUGACAUUGAUUGAAUCAGCUUUUGUACACAUUUCCCCAUUAGGGCCUUAAGCCAAGCUCCGCAAAACUAACCGUUCCGUUUUUUUCUCCCCCAUUCCGUUCUCUGUUCCUCCCUCUUAUUUUUGUCUCUCUCUCUUUUUUCUCUCUCUCUCUGCAUUUUGUGUAUUUUGAAGAUUUCAGUUUACGCAGAGUACCACACGUACACACUCACACAAACGGCCCUGCCUUCAUGAUACUGUAGUUUACCGCCUGGCCUUGUGUGGCUAGAGGUCGCCAUGGCAAUUGUUACCAUGGCAACACCGCCAUCCUUUAUGACAGCGACCGUGCGACCCGAAGCCCUUCCCCCAUGAUGGUGAUGGCCGAACAGAUGGGUCCCGUCCUGGCCGGUCCGGGGGCCAAGAAAGAGCUGAUGAUGGGCGGUAUGGUCAAACUCACCCCCGACCAGCAGGAGGCGCUGAACAGGGCCAAGAAGUACGCCAUGGAGCAGAACAUCAAAAGUGUUCUGGUCAAACAGACCUUGGCCCACCAGCAACAGCAAAUGAGCAACCUCCAGAUGGCAGCCCAGCGCCAGCGAGCCAUCGCCCUCAUGUGUCGCGUCUACGUGGGCUCAAUCAGCUUCGAGCUGCGGGAGGACACGGUCCGCCAGGCCUUCAACCCCUUCGGCCCCAUCAAGAGCAUCAACAUGUCCUGGGAUCCCAUCACCAUGAAGCACAAAGGGUUCGCCUUCGUGGAGUACGACUUGCCCGAGGCGGCCCAGCUGGCCCUGGAACAGAUGAACGGGGUCAUGAUUGGUGGACGUAACAUCAAGGUUGGUCGGCCAAGCAACAUGCCCCAGGCUCAGCCCGUCGUGGAUCAACUCAUGGAGGAAUCCAAGAAUCAUCCUCGCAUCUACGUCGCCUCCAUCCAUGGCGAUCUCUCCACAGAAGACAUCAAAAGUGUCUUUGAAGCUUUUGGAAAGAUCUUAAGCUGCGCUCUGCCCUUGGACUCUGCCACAAGCAAACACAAAGGGUACGCCUUCAUUGAGUACGAGACAAUGCAGUCGGCCCAGGACGCCAUAGCGUCAAUGAACCUGUUUGAUCUCGGGGGACAGUAUCUCCGAGUGGGUCGGUCAAUCACACCACCCUUGACGCACAUCCCGACACCAACGACACAAGGAGGGCUACCCCCAGCUGCAGCCGUAGCCGCUGCUGCAGCCACAGCCAAGAUACAGGCCCUAGACGCAGUAGCAGCACCUUCAGCUGCAGCAGCAGCUGCUGCAGUCCUCAAUCUUGCCCCCUCGACCAUCGUCUCCCAGGCGGUGCCCGGAGCUGGCCUGCUGACGGCCCCGCAGCUGGGCCUUCUCAACAUGCCCCAGGCCGUCAUGGCUUCCAACGCGCCCGGCAUCAUCACUGGUGUGACCCCGAUCCGGCCACCCAUCCCCACCAUCACCGUCACCACCUCCUCCUUAAUGGUCAACCCGGCCCUGACCGCGGCCGCCGCCAUCGUGGCCAUGAGCCAGCAGCAGCAGCAGGUCAGCUACGCCACGGCCGCCAUGAAGGCCGGUGCCCUGAUCGUGGAAUCGGCCGAGGACACCAAGAAGAAACUGGAGAACGAGCUGCCGCAGACCAUCAGCGAGCAGGAGAACAUGACGAUAUCGGGGACCAGCGCCAGGCACAUGGUCAUGCAGAAACUGCUCCGGAAAGCCGAGUCGCGCGUGGUCAUCCUGCGCAACAUGGUAGGCAAGGAGGACUUGGACGACGACCUGGAAGGGGAAGUGACCGAGGAGUGCGGCAAGUUUGGCCAGGUCAACCGAGUGGUCAUCUACCAGGAGAGACAAGGGGAGGAAGAGGACGCCGAGGUCAUUGUGAAAAUAUUUGUCGAGUUCAGCGAUCCCUCGGAGGGAGAAGCAGCAAUUGAAGCACUCAACGGCCGGUGGUUCGGUGGUCACAUGGUCAGGGCGGAGUGCUACCCACAGUCCAAGUUUGACGCCAGCGAUCUAUCGGGUUGA